Messenger RNA from Anoplophora glabripennis (Asian longhorned beetle), 9228 nucleotides. RefSeq lists its product as uncharacterized. The transcript is spliced from 15 exons. The record is from RefSeq and is a predicted model, not a curated record. NCBI's taxonomy places the organism in Eukaryota, Metazoa, Arthropoda, Insecta, Coleoptera, Cerambycidae. Bases 58 to 9096 code for a protein of 3012 amino acids.
GGUUGGUUGUUAGUUUGAUAAAGUGCAACAGGUGUGGUAAAUUUGAACAUUAAUGAUAUGGGCCUUUUGGACGAUAUGUUUUCCAUAAAGAAAGAAACUACAAAAUCGCGUACAGCCAGGGCAGCUGUUCCAAAAAAAGAAACUGGGAGAAAAGCACAAGUUACAGAUAAUAUAAGUCCAGCAUCCAAAACUUCCUUCUUUGGGUCCUUGAGAAGAAGUGCAGGUGGUGUGACAACUUCUACACCCAAGAGUACCUCAGCGACUACGAGAUUGAAUGAUGCAGCGAGGACAAUAGAAUCACCUCAAUUGAGGAAUAAACCCCCCGAUAAGGAAAAGAAGCCUUGGUUCCGAACUACGAGCGCUAACAUCCUGCGAAAAGACCCUAUAAAGUCUUCUAUCACAUCUCUGAAUUCCAACGCUCAAAAUUCACCAAAUGUAACGAAAAAGAGAAGGCCGUUGACCAUUCAGUUGGGACCGAAUGUGACUGUUAGGAGAGGCCAGAACGCCAAACUCGACGGUCAGAAUUUACCGGAUAAUCUUUCGAGAACGUCGUCGAUCACCAAUUUAGAUGCCGAGCAAAAGCUCGGUAAAGGCGCCAAACCCAGGAAGACGGCCUCCAGGGACAGAAUAGAUAAGAUCGGGGACGGCAAGAAGAAUGACAAAAAAGGCAUAACUAAGAACAACAAUAAGUUGGAGUCGGGCGAGAGCCCCUUUCCCUCUAUAGAUUCUUUACAAGAAGAAGAAUUCGUACAACUAAGGAGGCAGCUACAAGAGAUGGCCCAAGAAAAGAGUAACUUGGCCCUACAGUUAGGCGAGCAAAAGGGACAGCUCAAUAUCCUGCAAAAGGAAAUACAAAGCUUAAAGAGUUUUCAGGAUGAAUCGAAUCUGCAACUGGAACAACUCACAGAAGAGAAUACAGCCUUGAGGAACCGUCUGCGAGAUGUCGCACAUUCUCCUCUUUCGGACAACGAGAAGCAGCAGUUGUUGUACGAGACCCACCACAGGCACCACAGUUCUGCACCUGCAUCUAUUGCAACAAACCUAAUUGAUGAAGGAACUGGUGGUGAUAUUACGGCUUGUCCCACUCCUGAUUGGGAUAAGCAUUCAUCGAGCAAUGUCAGCGAGGUGUCGGUUGCUUGCUUACAGGACAAAAUAAACCAAAUGCAGGAAACUCACUAUAGUACAAACGAGGAACUACAGGCUACAUUACAGGAGCUCACUGACCUCCAACGCCAACUCACUGAACUUCAGCAGGAAAACGAACGCUUAAACGAAGAAAAGACACUUAUGUUUGAUAGCUUGUGUAGGCAAACGGAAAGACUGAACGAUUCCCGAUCCGAGGUGGAAUCCCUGAAGCAACUGCUUUAUAGAGAAAAAGACGAGGCCGGUCAGUACGAGUCGGCGAUCGAGAGGGAACAAAAACUGGUGGAAUUGUUAAAAUCAGCCCAGGAGGAAAAGCAAUCGCUGCUUCUCAAACUGGAGCAAGCGAAUAAUGAGAUACAAGAGACUAGGGCCGGGUUAAUCGAGAAGGACGAACGGAUAACUCAGCUGUCGGAGAGAGUUCGGACUCUGGAGAGCACUCUAGACGCCAAACAUGCCGAGCAUAAGCUAAUAGAUCAGGAGCUGGCUCAGGCUAAGGAUCAGUGCAGCGGGAAGCAGAUUGAGAUUAACCGACUUACGCACUUGUUGGAUAAUGCUCGAACAAAAAUCAUCGAACUAGAGCAGGACAGGGCAUUGAGUGAUAAAUCGGAAUUGGAUGAACUUUUAGACAAUGCCAGGAAAGAGAAGGAUUCUCUUGAAUCUGAGGUAGCUCAUUUGAAGGAACAAUUAGCCAUAAGCAAGAACGAAAUUGAAAAGUUGAAAGAACAAGUUUCAAUAUUGCAGGAAGAAUGUAAGGUAACAAGAAAUAAUGCAAGAACAAAACAGAGCGAUCUUGAGUAUAGAUGUGAUAAAUUGAUGUCGGAGAAAAACAACUUAAACGAUCAAUUGCUAGAGUUUCAAGAAGCGAUAAAUGAACUUCAGGUCCAGAGUCAGUGCCAGGCAGAAGACAAAAGACAGCUUUCUGCCGUCCUGUCGGAAACCCAGAGAAAUCUCAGCGAGGCAGAGGGAAAAAACAUGGUUUUAGAAUCGGAAUUACAGGAAUUGAAGAAGGUCCGAACGGAGGAGGUCGAGGAAUGGGAGAAGUUCCAGAAUGACUUAUUGACCUCGGUUCGCGUCGCCAACGACUUUAAAACAGAGGCCCAGCAGGACCUCCAGCGCAUGAUCUUGGAGAAUAAAUCUCUGAGGGAGAAAGAAAGGCAACUGAAAUCGGAAAUCGAGAAACUAAAAGGUGACAAGAAAAGUAAAAAAGAAGAAUUAGUCGAUAACCGAAACAGUGUCGACAUGGAAAACUUUCUUGGACUGUCGAAACGCAGCAGGGAUAGAUCGAAGAAGGCCAAAGAUACUGUGGACGUGUCUCCGGGAAAACACGACAAAAGGAAGGCCAAAGAUACUGCGGAUGUCACCUCGGGAAAAGACGACAGGAGGAAAGCCAAAGAUACUGUGGAUACGACCCCAGGAAGAGACCACAAAAGGAAGGCCAAAGAUACCGUGGAUACGGCCUCAGGAAAAGACCACAAAACCAAGACCAAAGAUACUGAUGAGUCCUUAGGAAAAGACGACAAAGGGAAGGCCAAAGAUGCUGUGGAUACAGCCUCAGGAAAAGACCACAAAAGGAAGGCCAAAGAUACUGUGGAUGUGGCCUCGGGAAAAGACGACAAAAACAAAGAGAAAAAAUCAGAAGUUGUGGCAAAACCGGUCAAAAAACGAGAGAAACCUACGGCUCGAAGCAAGAAAAUCAAAACGCUCUCUGUAGAAGAAGAACUUCUAAUGAAAUCGCUGAACGAUUGGUACGAAAAUAUCGAUAAAAAUGUCCCAGAAGACAAGUUAACCGAAGAACAGAAGGUUAUUAAAAAACUGAAGACGCUUUAUGAGGACGACAGUUUGAAAUCAAAACCAGUGGCUCAUAAACCAAAAAAUUUGCUGGCGAUAAGCAAACCGUUACUAGACUCCGUUUUUCUAAACCCAAAGUUGGAAGAAAUUGUGAAAGACCCCAAUAUGCCCACUAUCGAAGAAUUCGAAAAUUACGAUGUUUUAAGUAUAAAUGAAAUCCCCGAGUUGAGAGCUUUACCCGAGAUACCCGGUAGAGCGGCAGGAGUGCGUAGCGUCGAUCUCACCAAACUCAACGAACAGAAAAAGGCUUCAAUUAUUGGCCGGAGUAAGAGCUGCGACGAUCUGUAUAACCUGGAUGAGAAACACAACACUCCGAUUCUGUACAGAUCCGCAGAGACAGAAGAUCUAAGUAAAGAUGUACCUAUAGUCUUUGUUCAGAGAGAGUCGAGCAUAUUACCUAGCGAUUCGGUAUCAAACCCACGGUAUUCUGAUUUCGCUGCUGUUAUUGACAACCGUAUGAGACAGGAAAACAUUGAAAUAAGACAAGAAACUAUAAAGUUAUCACGAAACAGUUCAGUUAACUUUGAAACUCUGCAAAGCAUUCUGGCUUCGAUUCCGAGUGACAUUCCUGAAGACCAACUCAAUAGUGAACAAAAAUUUGCAGUGCGGUUAAAAAGAGCCUUAGAUGAAGCUGAAAGGAAAAAUACACUGAAGAAAAAACGCAAGGGCAAAAAACAUAUCGUUAUAAGUUCUCCGACAGCUGAUUCCGUAGAAAGAAACGCUAAACUAAAAGACAUCUUAUUAAACCCUCAAAUACAGGCUGUAAGGCGAAACUCUGAUACGGACAACGCAGGGCCGUUUGUCAAAGAUCCCCUAAGGGAGAGCAAGAGCUACCAAGAUAUUUCUUUCAGUUUUAACGUGAAUCAAAACAACGACAACAGAUCCCUUGAUUCCACUCACAGCACUCUUGGUGACAGUUACGGAUUUAAUAGGAAGAACUCUCAAGCCGGGACGUUUUCAAGUACGGAAUUUGAUGCUGAAACAAAUGUAUCGUCACCACUCAACUUGAAAAAUUUUAAUACUUUUAAGGAAACUGAUGUGGGAGACAAAUCUGUUUUAAGUAAUCAGGCCAAGGUGACGGAUAAUUUUCAACUUCGUACAGAAAAUCAAGAUCGAGAUUUGUUGUAUAAUGAAACACUCAAUAAGAGAAGUCAGUCCACCCGUCUCUCAGGAAGAAUGUUAAGAGAUCUUGAGCAAAGUGAACUGCACGAAGCUCGUAAUUUCCAAGUAAGGUCUUUUGAGGAAGAUGACAUUGGCAAAAAUCAUACAGCUACCGUGAUUACAUCUGAGGAGUAUGUGUUGGUGUUAGAUGAUUCACAAAAUAAAAGUGGGUCUUUAGACUUGACUGAUAUUGAGCCCCUUACAUUUAAAGUAAGACAGGAGGAAGAAAUUGGUAAAAAUCAUACUGCUACAGUUGUUACACCCGAGGAAAAAGUAGCAGUAUUCAAUGAAAAUCGCUCUGCCAAUAUAACAAGUGUUAAAACACCUUCCCGCUUUAUAGUGAAGCAUGUUGAUGAAGAUCCAAUUGCUAGAAGGCGUACUGCUACUGUUAUCACAGCUGAGAAACAUGUAGCAGUAUUGGAUGAAGCAUAUAAUAGAAAUCGCUCUUUAACAGAUAAAGAAAAUCCUUUAUACCAUAAAGUGCAAUUGGUUGAUGAUACAUUUGGCAAAAGUCAUACUGCUACUGUUUUUACACCUGAAGAAUAUGCAGCAGUAUUGGAUGAAUCAUAUAAUAAAAGUCUCUUACCCCCUUCAGCUAAUGAAGAAACGCCUUAUUAUAAAGUGAAACAUGUUGAUGAUGAAAUUAGAAGAAGUCAUGCUGUUACUGUUAUUGCAGCUGAAAAACACAUGGCAGUAUUGGAAGAAGCACAUAACAAAAAUCGCUUUUCCUAUUCAGCAGAACCAGAAACUUCUCCGUGCUUUAUAGUGAAAAGUCUUGACGAAGAUGAAAUCGACAGAAGUCAUACUGCUACAGUUGUUACACCUGAGAAACACGUAGCAGUAUUGGGUGAAACGCAUAAUAAGAAUCACAUUUCUCAUUUAGCAAAAGAAGAAAAUCCUCCACACUUUAAAGUGAAAUGUCUUGAGGAGGAUGAAAUUGAUAGAAGUCAUAUUGCUAGUGUUAUUACACCUGAGGAGCACAUAGCGAUACUGGACAAUUCACAUGAUAAGAAUUCCUUUUCAAAUGCAGCCAAUAACAAAACUCCUACCCAUUUUAAAGCAAAGUAUUUGGAUGAAGAUGUAAUUGGUAGUCAAACUGCUAGAAUUAUUACUCAUAAAGAACACAUAGUGGAAUUAGAUACCACCACUGAGAAACAUUUAUUUGAUAAAAUUUCCAACUUAGAUAGUGCACCUGUUAACUUCAAAGUGAAAUCGGAUGAAAAUUAUAUUGUUAAAAAUCAUAGUGCCACUGUUAUUCUGCCUAAAGAGUAUGCAGUAGUUUUGAAUGAACCAAAACAGUUUCCUGAUUCGACAAAUAAUGUACCUCUCGUAUUUAGAGUUGAAUCAGAUGAAGAUGAAGUUGGUAAAAGUAAUUAUACCACUAUCAUCUCAUCUCCAGAACACAUUGCAAUCUUGAAUGAUUCACAGCCCAGUAGUUUAGAUCUAACAUACAACGAUACUCUAAAUAAAAAAUUAAUUAACAGGCAACAGAAUACUGAAAAUUAUGAAAGACCAUUUGAGAUUCCCGAUAUAAUUGUAGACAUCAAUAAUACCAGUAUUUCUAACCAAGAAACGGAAGAUCUGACUCAAACGGACUGUUAUACAAUUGAUGAAACUGACACUACUGAAAGAAUAUCAGAUCCGAGUUAUGAAGAAGUUACCUGGGAUAUGACAGACCAGAAAGAAGAGAAUCCUGAAUACGACUACCAUGCGAUACUAAAAGAAAAUAGGUAUGGCGUCGAGACACCGUUAAAUAUAAGGUUAUCGUACAAAGAUGUCGUCAAGGAAAUUAAGACUAAAUUCCAUCCAAAUGAAGAUGAUAGUACUCAUCUGGAAGAUGAGACUAUAGCUGAAAAGGACACAUUUUUCGACGAAUUCUUUGGUAUAAAACGAAAAUCCGAACGAACAGAACCUGAUGGGGCAACCUCAAGUAAUGCGGAUGAUAUUGAUGCGGAAAUGGAAGAAAUAUUUGAGAAGUAUCUACACACCCCUGUGUCGAAAGUUAUCACACAAAUUGGAAGUGACGAAGAUGAUGAUUUUGAAGCUGAUGAUGUUAAAGUUACUAGCGCUACCAAUUUUGCUAUUUUGGCAAGUGAAGACGAUGACGCACAAGUAUUGGAUGUUGAAGACGUCAAAAACAAUUCUAAUGAAGGAACUACAGAACAAGAAAAUAUCCAAAAUAAAGAAGACAUUCUUGAUUCUUCUAAAGUAGACAUCAAAAACAAUUCUGUUGAAGGAACUACAGAACAAGAAAUUAUCCAAAUUAAAGAAGACAUUCUUGAUUCUUCUAAAGUAGACAUCAAAAACAAUUCUGUUGAAGGAACUACAGAACAAGAAAUUAUCCAAAUUAAAGAAGACAUUCUUGAUUCUUCUAAAGUAGACAUCAAAAACAAUUCUGUUGAAGGAACUACAGAACAAGAAAUUAUCCAAAAUAAAGAAGACAUUCUCGAUUCUAUCAAAGUAGAAAUUGAACCAAACAGUGUAUCAGAAGUCGUUACAGAAAUGAGAGAAGAAUCUCCUCAGAUAUUCAGUAAAGAGAAAGAUGUGAUCACUGAUAAAUUGUUAUCUGAUGAUUUAGAUAAAGACCUUUUAUUGACAGAGAAUGAAAAACAAUCGAAGCAAGUUGUUGAAAAUGUUAACGAAAACUUAUCACUUGUCAGCAAUAUCGACGGCACUCAGAAAUUGCCAGGGAAGGCUAAUAUUGAUGAUGCUGAUAACAGUUUAUCUGAAGAAGAACUAAGUCUCUUAAGAAUGCUGGAGAAUGUGAGGUAUUCUAGGCCUCUUUCUGACUUUAACGAGAAGGACUUGUGCUUGAUUGAAGAAUUGUCUUCCCGGUACUUACCAAAACUUAAACAGUCCCAUGCAAAAGUAACUAAUUCUCCAUUAAAAGCUUCUUCAGACUGUAAUAAAACAAUUUUACAACCUCAGGAGGAAAUUAUAGAAAAUAGUGAAAUAGAGGACUAUGAAAAAGACUCUCCUGGUAGUUUAAUCAGUCCUGUUCUACCUGAUAAAGAAAAUAAUGUACAGGAUGAAAAAAACCGUUUAAUUGUUAAACCUCACAGAAAACAUGACGAAAUCCUACAAGAUAGGGAAAGCAUCGAUGCAGAAAAUAGUGACGAUUUUGAAUGCAUAGAGAACAAGUCUGAAGAGCCUGUACAUGGACAUAAAAUUAUUAAUGUUACUGGUAGUACCAGUGCUGCUCCUUUUGCAGCAGACGAAAAAAUCAAAAUUUUGCAAGAAUCUGAAGAUAUAAUAAUUGUCAAACAAGAGUUUGAACCAUUUCAACAAAAAACAAAUCAUCCUAUCAGCGAAAGACGAAAUAUUGAAAGUGAUAAUCAUCAUCUACCUCAAAUUUCUGCAAUGGUUGCUGAAAAUGAACAAACGAAAGUAAGAGAAAAGUUAUAUGGCGAUAAAUAUAGUGUUUCAACAUCUGCUCAAGAUUUCCACGACAGAAAAUCCAUUAUAGCUUUCAAUAAGCCGAGAAUAGCAAUACCUGUAUCAAAAGGAAACGAUAAUGAGGACGAUUUAACUAGAAUAUUGGCAAGAAUGUCGGCGCCAAGUAGUACUCCAAAAAGAAGGAUUGAGAAGCAUGUUAAAGAUAUUGAACUAAAAGACGGAAGGCCGAAGGUUGUUCUGAGAAAUACGGAUUAUGGAGGAGUAAAAAGCAAGUUGGAGUUUUUCUCGAAACGUACGGCCGAGGCAACUCAACAAAAACGACAGUCGUUAAAUCCCCAUUCAGAUGCAGUGCCAGAUAGAAGAAAGGUCAGGAGUUGGGCGGAACAUUUCGAGAAGCGGUCUUUGGAUACCAACAUGACCUAUGAGCCAGUAUAUGCCAACUUGGAGUCUCUCAAUGUACACAGGACUAAUUCUGUAGCGAGCUUAAAGAUAGACAAAAAGCCUCUGCCCGUUCCCAGGUCUAAGAAUCUAGGUAGCGUCUCUGUCAGAAAUUCCGACAGUUCCUUCUCUGACAUCGGGAAUGACACAUCUGUAGAUGAGAUAAAAAUGAGUGAUUGUAAAAUUAUAAGUGAAAACGAUACCGAAAAUUUGAGUCAGGAACAUCCCGGUUCUGAUUUUAAUAAUAUUGGGAAAAUUAACCUGGUGGACAUUCCAGUCUAUUCUGAGACAUCCAGAGCAAUGCCUGAGGGAUCUGCGAAAGUAGUUGAAAAUGAAGAAAAUUUAAAAAUUGGGGUACUGGGAAUAAACAAAUCGGAAAAGUUUUUAGAAAUGCGUGAUGGUAGCCGAGAUAAUGUUGAAGUUAAGGAUGAGCAUGAGAAUUUUGCAACAGGGGCCGAAAGUUCAUUUUCCUCAAUUGCAGUAGCCGGCAAAUUCGAGGAGCUGGAUAUAACAAAACACGCAGACGACUCAGACGAAACCACUACCAAUAACGAAUCACGUUUAAAUCUCUUCCAUUUAGAAACCUAUAGUUACGAUGAAUCUUAUCUGAGCUUAUUCAAGUCUCCAGAAGACAAAAUUUAUGAAGACAUUAGCGGCGUGAAAAAGCCACAGAAAGGCUACUUCAAUAUUGCUUAUUUAGGGGAAGUAAGCGACAGCGAAAGUUGCGAGGAGAUGAGCAGGAUCGCUGAAGGUAAAAUCCUAGAGGGGAACCGUUCAAAACCCAAGAUAAUUGAUUUCGUGCCUUUGGAUGACGGGACAAAACCUGUUUUUAAAAAGGAUAUUCAGAGUGAUCCGAACUACGAUACACUAGAAAGGGAGAAGACGUUUCAUGUUCUGAAUAUAGCUGCUUCCACUGGAGCUGUGAGGAAAAGUUCAUCGAGUCCGGAAAAUAAAAAUGUUAAAGCUGCCACUAUAUCUAGCAGCAGAAUGAGCUUCUCCGCUGCGAAAAAAGUUUUUGAAACUCUGUUGGAAUCAAAUCAGGAUAGUACCAAGGAGCAUGAAAACCGCAAAUCGAAAAGUAGAGACUCAUUACAUAAAAAUUCAAGUUAAAGUUAAAUUAAAGCGAAAACUAACCUCGCAACAGUAAAAUAGCGUGAUGUCUAUCAACGAUUUAAAAUAUAUGAAGUACAGUUAAUUUUAUUAAAAACAAAUUAGUGUAGCAAUAACUUUUUGUUUGUGUAU